GGAAAUAGGGAAGGCUUCGGGGAUGCAGCAGGAAUGGAGCGUUGCAGCCGAACCCUGGGAAGGUUUGCUUUCAAGCAGAGGCAACCCAAGACAAAGGGGAAGGAGACGGAAGAGGAGAACCCAGAAGGCCCUAAAACUGGCAAGAGAUUGAGGAAAGGUCCCCUUCCCAUCCAAAGAGGGAGUGAUGUUGAAUUUGAGGAAAGAGCUGUGUCAGAGAUCUUGGUUCAGGACACGAUGACUACAGAUAUAUACAGCCAAUGCUUCCGGCAGUUCUAUUACCAUGAGGGUGAUGGGCCCCGAAAGUUUUGCAACCAGCUCCAUGGACUGUGCAACCACUGGUUGAAGCCAGAGAGGAACACCAAGAAGCAGAUGCUGGACCUGGUGGUCCUGGAGCAGUUCCUGGCUGCCUUGCCCCAGGAAAUGCAAUGCUGGGUCAGAGGCUGCGAGCCAGAGACCAGUUCCCAGGCGGUGGCCUUGGCUGAAGGUUUCCUUCUGAGUCAAGCAGAGGAGAAGAGGCAGGCAGAGCAGAUGUGGGGACGAUCUCUGAAGAUGGAAAAAAAAUCCUUUGAGGGAGAAGGAGCUCCAUCAGAGGAAAGAAAGAGGGCACAGGUCCAGGAGCAUACCCAAGAUGCCCUCUCAAGUGGUAGUGAAGAGACAUUGUCAUGCCUUCAUCUUUGCAGAGCAGUGGAAAUGACUGCUCCACAUCUGGUCCAGUCAUCAUUUUCCUUUGAGGAGGUGGCUGUGUAUUUCACUGAGACUGAGUGGGCCCUGCUGGAUCCAGGCCAGAAAGCUCUCUACAGGGAUGUCAUGCUGGAGAAUUCUGAGACUGUUACCUCUCUGGCAGCAGACUUAGAGGAGACAGCUGGGGAAUUCCAGGGGUUCUCUUUGGAAAAAACCAAGAAUGAAGAUGCCGAAGGAUACUGCGGAGAUGGACUACAGAAGCAGGAGGGAAGCUACGCAGCAAGUGACGAUCAGAUGAAUGAGAAGGAUGCGGAACUGCAUCCUCAAUUGCCAGAGGAAGUGAAGAAUGAAGACUUGAGAGGAAACUUCAGCAAUCAACUUGGGCCUAAGAGGGAGAAAGAAAGCCAGAUGGAUAGGAAGAGGGGUAAACCCAUUCCUUGCCAAGGGGAGGAUUUCCAAGAAGUAAUUCCCAUGGUGAAGGAAACAUACAAGUGCUUGGUGUGUGGAAAUAACUUCUCAAAUCAAUCCUGGUAUAGGGUCCAUUUACAAAUUCAUAGUGGAAAGAAGACCCAGCAAUGGCUGCAGUCUAGAAAGACCAUGAUUCACAGAGCAGAGCUUCUUACAUAUGAAAGAACACAUCUAGGAGAGAAUGGCAAGAGAUUCUCAGAGAAAUCAGGUCUUGUUCAACACCAAAGGAUUUUCUCUAGAGAGAAGCUAUUUAUUAGCUCAGAGACUGGAAUGACAUUUUCUGAAGGAGGAAAAAGUAACUUGCAUUUUCCAAAGCACAGUAUAGUGAAUGCAUGGAAAUGCUCUAGGUGCAGAAAGUACUUCAGAUACAGAUCACAGCUUCUUAUGCACCAAAGAAUCCACACAGGGGAGAAGCCAUUUGAUUGCUCCGAGUGUGGGAAGAGAUUCCGUUGCAGUGGCCAUCUUAAAAAUCAUCUGAGAACUCACACAGGGGAGAAGCCUUUUGAAUGCUUAGAGUGUGGGGAGCGAUUCGGUCGGAGUGGCAUUCUUCAACUGCAUUUAAGAACCCACACAGGAGAAAAGCCUUUUGAAUGUUCAGUGUGUUGGAAGAGGUUUAGUUGGAAUGAUGGUCUUCAGAAUCAUCUAAGAACCCACACAGGGGAGAAGCCUUCUGAAUGUUCAGUGUGUGGGAAGAGAUUCAGUAGUAAUGGUAAUCUUCAAAAACACCUAAGAAUCCACACAGGAGUGAAGCCUUUUGAAUGCCUAGAGUGUGGGAAGAGAUUCAGUCACAAUGGCGAUCUUAAAAAACAUCUAAGAACCCACACAGGGGAGAAGCCUUUUGAAUGCUUAGAGUGUGGGAAGAGAUUUAGUGAGAAUGGCACUCUUAAACAGCAUGUAAGGAUGCACACAGGGGAGAAGCCUUUUGAAUGCUCUGAGUGUGGGAAGAAAUUCAGUUGCAAUGGUGAUCUUCAAAAACAUCUAAGAACUCACACAGGGGACAAGCCUUUUGAAUGCUCUGAGUGUGGGAAGGGGUUCAGUCAGAGUGGUGCUCUUCGAGAUCAUCUAAGAACCCACACAGGAGAGAAGCCUUUUGAAUGCUCCCAGUGUGGGAAGAGAUUCUGUCAGAGUGGCGCUCUUCAAAAACAUCUAAGAACCCACAUAGGAGAGAAGCCUUUUGCAUGCUCCAAGUGUAGGAAUAGAUUUAGUCACAGUGGCACUCUUGAGAAUCAUCUGAGAACCCACACAGGGGAGAAGCCUUUUGAAUGCUCCAACCUUGGGAAGAGAUUCUAUCAGAGUGACACUCUUCAAAAACAUCUAAGAACCCUGUCAUGCCCUGGGCCUAGGCCAUGAGGCCUAGAGGACCUGGGGAAGUCUACCUCGAAGUUACUAGGCUGAUAUUUACCAGGAUCCCUUCUGUCCCUCUCAUUGCAUUGGCAGAAGUUUUGGAGGGAAAACUUGCCCAGUGUAACACAAAAGUAUGAGUUCUGGGAGGAAAGAAUAAAAGGUCUGGCUGGAGAAGAAGGAGAGUUCUCUUUGGAAAGGCUGAGCUGGAGAGAGGGGUGAGUUAUUUGGAAUCAGAAGGAGGGAAUAUAUAGUUAGUAGUUGCAUCAGGAAUUUUAUCUUUAUUUGUACCAUCGUUACUGUUUUUUCUUCUUUUUUACUACUGCACCGAAAAUGUUAAAAUCCACUUGUUUGUUCUUCAGCACUAAAAUAAAUUUAUCAUUGUUAUACUG
Molecule: messenger RNA, 2882 nt
Organism: Heteronotia binoei (common prickly gecko)
Lineage: Eukaryota; Metazoa; Chordata; Lepidosauria; Squamata; Gekkonidae
Product: zinc finger protein 135-like
Exons: 7
Coding region: 34-2499 (821 amino acids)
Biological process (GO): regulation of transcription by RNA polymerase II
Cellular component (GO): nucleus
Molecular function (GO): RNA polymerase II cis-regulatory region sequence-specific DNA binding; DNA-binding transcription activator activity, RNA polymerase II-specific
Source: RefSeq, a predicted model, not a curated record